Molecule: messenger RNA, 2781 nt
Organism: Boeremia exigua
Lineage: Eukaryota; Fungi; Ascomycota; Dothideomycetes; Pleosporales; Didymellaceae
Exons: 2
Coding region: 150-2540 (796 amino acids)
Biological process (GO): rescue of stalled cytosolic ribosome; protein ubiquitination
Molecular function (GO): ubiquitin protein ligase activity; ribosome binding
Source: RefSeq, a predicted model, not a curated record
AAACGCUCGUCAGCUCCACACGCUUAACAACCGCCUUCGCUGGCCUGCGCCAAACCGUUCACUGUUCUUAUUUUUCUUUCUCUGUAACAUUUGACCACCCAUUUCCUCCGCAUACCGCCCGCCAAUCCACAAUAGACACGUACCCCGCAAUGGCCGACGCUGGAGCGCAAGAAACCCCACAAGGACCGACAAGCCCGGCGAGACGAGGAGGGAGGGCGAGGGGACGUGGAAAAGGAGCACAUCCCGGUGCUGAGGACGGCCCAGAACACUCCGGCUCCCGAGGCCGUGGCAGAGGCGGCGCUUCAGGGGGCCGUGGACGAGGUCGUGGGAGAGGGGACGGCGGCGCAAAUAGUAGGGGAGGGCGAGCUGCGGCGGACAAGGGCAAAGCGCCUGCUGAGGAGGGCAACGAGCAGCACGGAUCGUUGCCCACAAUCGCGAGACCGCCUGUAGAGGAGGCAGUCGACGACGAUGCCGAAGUCUGCUUCAUUUGCGCCUCGCCCGUGCAGCAUACCGCCAUUGCACCCUGCAACCACAGAACGUGCCACAUUUGCUCGAUCCGAAUGCGCGCGUUGUACAAGACCAAAGCCUGCGCGCAUUGCAGAACCGAGUCUGAGCAUGUUAUACUGACUGACGCCCACGAGAUGUCGUACCAGGAGUUGUCUGCGGCGGAAUUCUUCAAGGUCGACGACAAUCUGGGGAUCAAGUUUGAGAAGGCCGAGAUCUUCGAGGAUGCGAGGCUUCUACUGCAGUACAAUUGCCCGGAUGGCGAGUGUGAUGUUGCGUGCUUGGGCUGGCCCGAUCUGCACCGUCAUACAAAGACGGCGCACGGCAAAGUUAUGUGCGACUUGUGUACAAGAAACAAGAAGGUCUUUACUCACGAGCACGAGCUUUUUACCUUUGCGGACCUGCGCAAGCACCAAAAAUUCGGCGAUGACAAUCCCGGCGCAAUCGACCAGAGCGGUUUCAAGGGACACCCCGAGUGUGGAUUCUGCCGCCAGCGCUUCUACGGAGACGACGAGCUUUACACACAUUGCCGGGACAAGCACGAGCGCUGCCACAUCUGUGAUCGCCAAGAGAACAGCAGACAACAGCAAUAUUUUGUAAACUAUGAUGCUCUUGAGCAGCACUUUAAGAAGGACCACUUUGUGUGCCCAGACCGAGAAUGUUUGGAGAAGAAGUUCGUGGUGUUCGAUUCAGAAAUGGACCUCAAGGCCCAUCAGAUUGAGCAGCAUCCAAACGGCCUGACCAAGGACGCUCUCAGAGACGCGAGAAGGGUGGACAUGUCUGGCUUUGGCAACUACCGCACUCCACACGAGCCAGAGCAUGGCAGACGAGACAACCAGAGACGAGAAGGCAACAGAGCCCGUGGGAGAGGCAGAGAUCCAAACGCCGAGGCAGUGCCUGCAUCAUCUGCACAGCCGCUUAGUAGAGCCGAGCUUGCGUUCCAACGGCAGAUGGAGGCUCAACAGUCUGGCGCAACUGGGCGCGCAUUUGGUGGCCAGCUCUCAGCCCCUACACCCGGAGAAGCUUUCGCAGCCCGACCCGCUCCCAGCUCAUCUGCGCCGCCUACACAGAGUGUUUCAAGACCGAGCCAACCAGCUGUGAAUAACGUCUCGAACAACAUGAGCCAGUUGAGUCUCAACUCGCAAGCUGCCGCACCGCAGACUCCCCAAGAUCAGGCGCGCCUCCUACGACACAAUGCAGUCACCGAACGAGCGUCGAAUCUGCUGCGUAACGACCAAGUCAAGCUGCAGCAGUUCCGAGCAGACAUUUCAGCGUAUCGAAGUGACAAGGUUUCACCAGCGCAGUUUAUCGAGGGGCUGUUCGCACUCUUCGACAGUGACUCCAAAGACUUGGGUAAACUGGUGAAGGAGCUGGCUGAUAUCUUUGAAAUCCCAGCCAAGCAGCAAGGACUGUUGAAGGCCUGGAGCGACUGGAAAGCAAUCAACGAGGACUAUCCAUCACUGCCCGGCUCGGCGACAGAACGCGCCUUGAAUGGCGGACUUGCUACCAGCGGAGGCUCAAGAGUGCUGAAGCUCAAAAGUUCAACGGCCCAAUCACAACGGUCACAGGCCAAUCGAAAAGCAAGCUGGUCAAAUACAUCUGCAGGCGGCGCGUUCCCCUCAUUGCCAGCGGCUGCCUCAUCAAGUCGCAGCGGUGGAAUCGGAGCUAAACCCGGCCAAACGCCGUGGAUGUCCUCAUCCUCCAAGCCCGCGCCUGCCCGCAGCACCGGGGUGUCACCUAUCCCCUCUCGCGUUGCAUCAUCAACCGGAUUAGCAAAAAAGAGCAACGCAGCGAUCGCAGACGCAUUCCCUGCUCUGCCCGCAGCCCCCAAGCCAACGAGCACCAUCUUCAGCCCCGGAUACACAGGUCUCGGUCUGCGACGGGACAACAGCGGCCGAAACACACCAGUGAAUGCGGCGUGGGGUGCACCCAGCGCCGGUGCCAGCGGAUCAACAACACCCGCGGUAGAAGAGGGUGCGGGAGGCAAGAAGAAGGGCAACAAGAACAAGAAGCAGACGCUCUUCCACUUCGGGUAGAGGUCUAGGUAGCGGGCUUCGAGAGCAAUCCCUGGAAUCGCAUCAACUGGCCAAGCGAUAGCACAGUAUUCAGCAAAAGCAACCACAGCGGUGGUGGGUUUCAAUGAUCGACAACGCUCUGGCGGCCUGAACUAUUGACACAAGCGGUUAAGCGUGUAUCGGAAAUGUAGAGUAGACUACACGUCACGAGCGUAGAAUGAACCAGUCGUGUCAAUUGUGAUCCAAUGUACGGCACUUGAAA